GUGCGAGUUCAAAUUAAUUGCUUCUCAAGUGUAUGAACGAAAUCGUAGCGAUGUGCCAAAGGAACGAUUCUUAUGAUGAAACUGUGGAGUAUCUAACAGAUUUCUCGCCAGAAUUUGCUGACCACGAUCCAAGUAUGGAAAAUCACUCCAUCAAUGAACAGCAGAGCAAUUCGGAAGGUUCAUUACAGGAUAACGUUGCGGAUACGUUUAGAGAUGAUUACCACGAUGAUUCCGAGCAGGACAAUCCAGAGCCUGAGUUGAAUAUGGAAACAGCUUAUAAAAAGAAGUUUUUCUUUCUCGCCAAUUUUUUUGUGAAGCAGUACACGAGACAAAAAAAAGGUGUAUGUAUCAAUAAAAAAACGAACGUGCCUGAAAAAGUUUUCGGCGAUACUAUUCCUGAGGUGCUGAACUGUAUUUGAGCAUUCAUUG
This is a messenger RNA of Sabethes cyaneus, 429 nucleotides long. RefSeq lists its product as uncharacterized. Bases 33 to 419 code for a protein of 128 amino acids. Lineage: Eukaryota; Metazoa; Arthropoda; Insecta; Diptera; Culicidae. The record is from RefSeq and is a predicted model, not a curated record. The transcript is spliced from 2 exons.